GUACCUCAUCUCUUUCAUUUCGGGCACCGCCACCACCUGUUUUAGAGAUAUUUUUUCUCUCUCUAUAACCGCUCACCCUCUCUCUCUUUCUCUCUCUAACUCCGUUCACCAUCUUCAAAAUCUUCUGAAUCUUCGUUGUGUGAUCGAUCUCUCGAUUCAGAUUUCAGGCAUUCGUUACCGAUCUUGCAACACGAGCUAGGGUUUCGGAUUUCGGAUUUGAAUUUUCGGACAGUUAUAGUAUCGUUAUGGCGAACCGGAGAGAACAACGAGAUUUGUUUCACGGCGUCGAUCCGGUGGAUCCUUUGGAUGGUGAGGACUUCGACGAUUCCUCAUCUAUCGACGGUGGAUCCGGCGGUUCGAGGAGUGAGGUUGGACUGACGGAGCGGUUGACGGAUGUUCUUGUGGACGAAGGCGACAGCGAUCUGUUGAUUCAGCAGACGAAUCGGGAGGAUAGGUUGUUGCUGUGGCUGCAGGCUCUUGAUAUGCAAGUUGUGGGAGCGUGUCGCGCUGACGAGAGGUUGAAACCCUUGCUGAAGAUGAACACUGCUUGCGGCGUCGCUGAAGAUCCGUUGUUGGCUCAAUUGACUCAGCAUUUUGAGCCAUCGGAGGUUGGUAUGUUAGCAAGAUGCUUCUGCGUGCCUCUUGUUUCGAUUCGCGUUGGGAAGAUACACAAUGAAGGCACUCGCUUCUGCCCUACUGAUAUCAGGGGUAGCCUGACACUUGUACUACUACCAAGUUCUGAUCUUCGCCUCUCAUUCAUUGGGGAUGAUGGUAAAACCGAGAGAUUAUUCACCCUUACCAGCAAAUUGCAAUGCUCUGCUGUUGUGGUUGAUGGAAUCCCAACUGACAGCUCAGGCCGAUCCUUCGUUAUAAGGAGCCCAGAUAGCAGAACAUUUUUCUAUUGGUGCUCAGAGAAGUCCAAGCUUUUGGGUAUUGAAUUACUUGAAAAGAUGAAGGAUUUGCUCAAGAGGAAACCAUCCGUUGCUGAGUUGAGUGGCAUUAGCAAGUCACGGCUUGAUUGCUUUGCCACUCAGCUUCGAGCUUUUCUUGUGGGAUCAUCAGGAGGCAGUAGUCAUGAUAGUUCAGUUUGUGCUUCAACGUCUGCUAAUUCCACAGCUUGCUACAAUGUUGCUUUUGAUAAUUCCCAAACUUCAUCAAAAUUUCCCCGAUCUCGACAAAUUGGAGGUCAGACAACAAAGGGAGAUACAAUGCUUUACCAGAGCAUUCUUAGUCCAAGAUCAAGUUCUUUCAAAGAAAUUCCCCAAAGAAAUUCCUCUUCCCACAGGAUUGCUGCCCGGGAGAAGAUUAAGCGCCGUGGUGACAGUUAUCAGCCAGCAAUUGACAACUUGGCAAAUGAUUCAGCAUACAUGUUGAAUUUGUCUUCAGCUUCUGAUCUGGACAAAUCUGCAGAAGUUGCUAAAUCUCUUACCUUUUCUUCAGGUUUUCUGGGAUCACAUGGAAAUCUUACGGUUCCUUCAAGUCUUGGGUCGGGUGGGAAAUUUCCUGCCCUGGUGUCACCUCUUUUUUCUCCCUACUAUUGUUGGUGUCCGCCUGAGAUUUCUGCACUUCCAUCCAUUUCAGCACUUCCACAAUCUUCCCACUCAUCUGCUGAAUCACUGCCUCUGCCCUCAGGUGCCUCUUUAUUACCCAACACUGUCUCAGCUAGGCUGUUGGAACCAGUGCAGCCUCUUAAUCUUAGUACCUCUAUGGACUUUCCUCCAUUUCUCCCGGACUUCCCUCCAUUUCUCCCCGAUCCAUUGGUCAGAAUGUCUUUGCCAACUUCGCAGCAGAUUCCCACUUUCACACAAUUAAUGUGUGAUCCAUUGGUCAGAAUGUCAUUGCCAACUUCGCAGCAGAUUCCCACUUUCACUCCAUUAAUGUGUGAUCCAAUUGUACACGUCCCAGUUAUUGAUGUGUGUUCUUCAGGCCAGGGCUAUCUCGUGAGUGCUGGUGGCCCUGCGAUGUCAACUAGCAUUCCACCAUUGCAUCCCAAGCUUGUGAACCCAUUGAUUCCUGAAUCUGAUGCUGUGGUAAAGGGUGCACGAGAGACACUAAGGAUGCUGCUUAGCGGUUCAAGCCAGGGGGCGGUGAUGGAUCCUUUGCCUGCAAUCUUAACUAGUCCAGAUGACAAUCGGAAUGUACUUGUUACCGGCAGCCGUGGUCUUUACACAGGAACCAGGGAUAUCAAUGUUAUUGCAAACAGCAUUGCUGCCAUGGGAUUUGUAUCACAGAUAUCCAAUGGGGACAAUGAAGGUGAUUCGGAGGUAUGUGGCAACUACGGGAUUAUGGGAACAUUCAUGAAUCCCAAUGAUUCAGAUGGUGCCCUUACGGAUGACGAGGGCGGGCCUUCCUUUAAUUCCAAGUACCACUAAUAGUGAUGAAUGCAGUUAAUGUUUUUCUUUUUGCUGUAGAUCUCUUUUGUCCAGAAAAAAUGUAGAUAUGUGCUGUAGCCUGUAAGCUCUUUUGAAUGUUUUAAAGUGCGACUUUCGCAUUCUUGGGCCUUGAUCCCUCGUAGUAACCUUUGAUUUUUUGUUCAUCAAUUGUUCAGUAAUUUGCAAUGUGCUUAUCCAAAUGAAUAAGUAAUUUGCAAUGUGAUAAAUCGUGAAUUGCUCUCUA
This is a messenger RNA of Lotus japonicus, 2616 nucleotides long. RefSeq lists its product as uncharacterized. Bases 246 to 2372 code for a protein of 708 amino acids. The transcript is spliced from 4 exons. Lineage: Eukaryota; Viridiplantae; Streptophyta; Magnoliopsida; Fabales; Fabaceae. The record is from RefSeq and is a predicted model, not a curated record.